Mizuhopecten yessoensis (Yesso scallop) is the source of this 1691-nucleotide messenger RNA. Its product is annotated as kynurenine formamidase-like. The transcript is spliced from 2 exons. Gene Ontology annotation, molecular function: arylformamidase activity. The record is from RefSeq and is a predicted model, not a curated record. The coding region runs from base 283 to 1173 and encodes 296 amino acids. Lineage: Eukaryota; Metazoa; Mollusca; Bivalvia; Pectinida; Pectinidae.
UAAAAAGUGGGGGAAACGAGACCAAGCCGAUUGGACACUGCAUUCAGUCUCAGACAAAGGACAGCUAAAUUGGCUUACCUGGUCGGGUACGGCCUGGGUCUGAAAGGCUAUUAUGUAAAUCGGACUGUACGGAUGUGUUUUUGGAUACUCGUGAAAUCACCCACCGACAUAGAGAAAGUUAACGUUAUUCUAAUAAGUUUAUAUUUUGACUAUACGACAUCUCCAGAACUUUAACUUUUCAAAUUAGAUAACAACACCCCGCAAAAGUGUUGUUAUACAAACAUGAUUACGGCCGUGGUCACACCCGUAUUGGUGGUCAUUGUUAUAUUGUGUGGUCUGGACGAGCUGUCCGCAUUUAAGGUAGUGGACUUGACCCACGAGCUGAGUGACACGACAAUCUACUGGCCGGGAAAUCCAUCGUACAACCUUACAGAACUGUUUCGGGGUCAGAACGGCGCCUUUUGGUACGAAGCUAACUACAUUGCACAAGCCGAACAUGGCGGCACACAUGUCGACGCGCCUGCGCACUUCUACGAGGGAGCGUGGCGUAUACAUCAUAUUCCCAUGGAAAGAUUGACAGGACCGGCUGUUAUCAUUGACGUAAUAGAUAAGGUCCGAAAUAACCCGGAUUACCGAGUGCAGCUAAAUGACAUAACCGGAUGGGAAUCGGACAAUGGGCAAAUUCCUGAUAAAGCUGCUGUAAUCAUGAACUCUGGAUGGGGAUACAAGUAUCCUAACAAGACGGCCGUGUUCGGGACCGAAACUCCGGAUGUCCCCAGUACGUUCCAUUUUCCCGCCUGGCAUCAGGACACGGUCAUGUGGCUUAUCAACAACCGACACGUGUAUAUGAUUGGGGUUGAUACGCCCUCCACAGACUUUGGCCAAUCAACGGACUUUCCGACGCACGUGUUAAUGGCUAAGAACACUGUGGUUGGUUUAGAAAAUGUCGCCAAUCUAGAUAAACUUCCGGUUUCUGGGUCUCGUAUAUUCGCAGCAGUCAUCAAAAUCAAAAACGGAAGUGGAGGUCCUGCGAGAAUAUUUGCCACAAUCUCAGAUAGUGAUAAAGAAUGUACCAAUUCUGGGUCGAUCCAACUCCCACCGUCGAAACUGGUUUAUGCAUUGAUCUCAAUAUGCGUAGCCAAACUCUUUUUGUUGUACUGUAAUUUCUGGUAGAAAGUGCAGUAAUAACCCGCAAUGGGCAGAGAUAGCCUAGGAUAGCCUGUUGAAUCAUCCUCGAUACUCCAGGGGUUACGCUCAUUUUUGCUCCCUGCACUCCGUGAAUGUGUUAUGAGAAAAUCGAAGACAUACUGUGCACCACCUGGUGGAUGAGACGAGAAGACUAGGGGCCUGUUCAUUUAUGUGGAACAACUGGUUCGUCUGUUUCUUAAUAUAACAUUUCUUUGGUAUAUAUCCUGACGGACCUGUAAAAGUGUAUGCAGGCCUGACAAGGGUUUGUCAAGGCUCGCCUGAAAAUAGCGUCUGAUUACUAGGUCCAACCUGUUUUCAUAAACGAACAUACCUGUCCAACCAGUUCAACCGCUUGGAUCGCGAUAAACGAAAGCGGCCUAAUUUGAUCCUUUGAUGAACAUCAAAAUAAUCUGUCGGUCGCGUAACGCUCCUCAAUUCUAUUCAAAGGACAAGUUUCAAGCCUAACGACAUCGAUUGGUCAGGUUUUUUCACCUGAUACCAAU